AUGGAGGUGAAAAAUUUCCGAGAUUAUAUUAACUUAUUUUUGAAAGAUAAAUACGAUGAGAAUGAUCAGCCGUUAAAAGUUGUUUAUUAUGAUAGUAAUCCAAGAUGGCAGGUAGCUGUUACCCUUAGUGAUAAAGGUUUUCAACAAGCUAGUUUCGUUAACAGUAUAGCUACCACAAAGGGUGGUCGUCACGUAGAUGUUGUAGCGGAUCAAAUUGUGAAGAAAUUAUUAGAAAUCGUUUCGAAAAGGGAUAAGGGUGGAAUCAAGAUUAAGCCGUUUCAAAUUAAAAACCAUCUGUGGGUAUUUGUGAACUGUUUGAUCGAGAAUCCCACCUUUGACUCUCAAACAAAAGAAAAUAUGACCCUACAAGCCAAGAGUUUUGGCUCUAAGGUUACUUUAUCAGAAGAUUUUAUGAAACAG
Molecule: messenger RNA, 420 nt
Organism: Lottia gigantea (owl limpet)
Lineage: Eukaryota; Metazoa; Mollusca; Gastropoda; Lottiidae
Exons: 3
Biological process (GO): resolution of meiotic recombination intermediates; sister chromatid segregation; DNA topological change
Cellular component (GO): nucleus
Molecular function (GO): DNA topoisomerase type II (double strand cut, ATP-hydrolyzing) activity; ATP binding; DNA binding
Source: RefSeq, a predicted model, not a curated record